This is a messenger RNA of Pochonia chlamydosporia 170, 639 nucleotides long. Its product is annotated as sec1-binding region of mso1 domain-containing protein. NCBI's taxonomy places the organism in Eukaryota, Fungi, Ascomycota, Sordariomycetes, Hypocreales, Clavicipitaceae. Bases 1 to 639 code for a protein of 212 amino acids. The transcript has a single exon. The record is from RefSeq and is a predicted model, not a curated record.
AUGACAUCCUGGUACUCCAACAUCCUCACAAAAACAACCUCCCAAAUCUCCUCCCUGCGCUCCACGCUCCUCGCCUCCGAGGCAGACGGCGACACCGAAGACGACACGCACGUUUGCCGCGUCCUGCGAAACUACUACACCGACAAAGGGCGUCCUCUGCCAGGGUGGCUGCCUCCCGAUCCGAAAGCGCCCGUCCAGCCGGUCCAGCAGCCGCUCUAUGUACAGCCGCAGGUCGGCUCGCGGUACGGCGGACUACAGGGAAAUACGGGCGGCGGGUUCAGCAGUCUGUGGGAUUCAGGGCCGCAGCAGCAACAGCCACAACAACAGCAGAGUCUACGACAGGGACGGGGCGGCGGAGGGAGGGAGGAGGUCAUGGCUAGGCCGUUGCCGAGUCAGCGCGCGGGCAGUUAUCAGGGGACGGGGCAGGCUGGCGCGGGGGGUGCAGGUUCAGCACAGGAUCGGUUGAAGCAGAGACUUUGGGGGGCGGGGAGACAGAGUCCUGGACAGGCGGGGGGACAGUUCCAGCCGCCUGGGAAUGGGGGCAAUGAUGAUAAGUUUGCGCCGGGGGGGCCCUAUUCACAGGAUGGGAGGGGGAGAGGGAGGAUGGGCUUGCCGAGUGGUCCUAGGGGGUAUAGAUAG